Molecule: messenger RNA, 1877 nt
Organism: Talpa occidentalis (Iberian mole)
Lineage: Eukaryota; Metazoa; Chordata; Mammalia; Eulipotyphla; Talpidae
Exons: 2
Coding region: 175-744 (189 amino acids)
Source: RefSeq, a predicted model, not a curated record
CCUCAUGCAUGAGUAAUAAAGCUUCUCCUGACCUCACCAUUCCUGAAGUACCACUUGUUCUUCCUCUGCCUGGGGAAAAGGCUAGAAUUUACUUCUACAACACUGCCACCCUCACAUCCCAUCCAGGGAAGCCCCGAAGACUCAACACAUCUACGUUUAGAGAGAGAUUUUAGAAUGGAAUUAAGGUUAAGUGAGAUCAUAAAGGGCAGCGUCAUGGGGACGCCAGCAGCAGCAGCAGUAGCAGCAGCAGCAGCAGCAGCAGCAGAACCUGAAGGAGAAGCCGAAGCAGAAGCAGAGAACGCCAGAGAGCCCAGACAGAGUGAAGACUUGCUGGGGGCUGGGAGGUCUGCCAGCCUCCCAGCCCCCCAGCCAGCACCCCUGCCUGCCAUAUGCCUGGUGAACCCAAAUAAAAAACCUGCAAAACUACUGAGGACUCUGACUCCUCCUUUACCCGGUCUGCAUGGGAUCAGAAAACCUGCACCGUGUCCAAGUCCUGCCCUUACAAUGGGCGUAAGUCGGCAGGAUCCAUGUAGACGGGUAUUGGAGCCCUCCGAAGACCUGGAGGGACUAAGGAGAACAGACUGUUUGCCUGUGAUGACGCUGGAGGCGCCAUGGCGGCACAGAAGUUGGAUACGGUCCGGAGCUGUGGGACGAGACCUCGCAUGGAGGAGACGCCCGAGAGGACCAGCCAACGACACCGGAAAGGACCAGCCAAUGACCCCUGAGGCAGCAGGCCGUUGCUGAAGCAGGGAGAGGCCAAUGGACUGAUAGACUGAUGAACUGAUGAUCUUGGACUGACAAUCCCGCCAGAAGGCAGAGGACCUUGGCAGGUUAUGUUUUUUUUUUUUUUGAGAAUCUGGGGGUGGCCAGUGGGCCUUGAUGGCCAAAAGCAGCCUGUGCAUGCCCAGCAGCCAGGUGGAGGAGAAAAGCCAACUAAGAAGGCAAAAGCUGGUGCUGAUGCUAAGUUGAGAAGACCUGAGCGGCUGUUAAGCAGCCUGGGUAUGCUGAAGAACUGUGAGUCUCGUAAAAUCACCUGUGGGUGAUGCCCUGCUCAUUCUUGAGUGAGGGUGAGGAGCUGAGGAACCUGUCCUUGGGGGACGGGUGGGGAACGUGGCUUGGGGUGGAGCCCAAGCCGAAUGCAGAGUUUGGAUCCCUGACCCAUGUGCUUGUGCAGUGGGUUGGCUUGAGUGCAGGGGUCUGUGAGUCGCAUGGGUGGCUAUGAAGGCCGAGUGUUGGAGCGACUGCAGACAGAAACCCUGAGGGUUGGCGAUUACCCCCAACAGAAUAAAAUUGCCAAUCCCAGAGCUAGUGCAUCCUGGGGGUGGAUGCUGUGUGUGCCUUGUAGCCGAGACUACAGCCAGAGAAGGCCAGGAAGCCUGACGGCUCCUGGUGUGUCAUAGCAGAUGCCGUGAGUGAUUCCCCUCCCUCGUAUGAGCAGUGCCUUCGGCAGCAGAUUUGGUGGCUCAUCUGCUGGUACCAAUAAUUGUCUUUUGCACUUGGUUGGUGCCCUGCCUGGACUUAUUUGUGUUCUGUUGUAUUUUGUUAUAUUGUAUUUUGUUAUAUUUGAUGCAUUUGCUUUUGUGGGCCAUGGCUGCAUUGUUUGUUUGCUUAGAAAAUUGUAUAUAUAUGUAUAGACUGUAUGGCAGAAAACCCUGAGGGGGUGGACUGUAGGGUAAAGAAAGUAUCAGGCUUUUCUGCCCUUCCGCCAUCAGGAUAGAUGAUGGAUCCUUGUUCUGAAUGCAUGCCUGAUGGCGGGCACCUGGAAUAGGGUGUGGGCAUAGGUAGAUGGGAUUCAGCUGAGCUAAGACUGUGCUUUUAAGGGCGGCGUCACGGGGACGCCAGCAGCAGCAGCAGCAGCAGCAGCAGCAGCAGCAGCA